CAAUUCAACAAGGUAUCCAAUCACGCUUGCACACUAAGCUGUUGGGAUGACGUCGUUCGUCGUUAGCGGCAAUUGACGGCAGAACCGUUGAGCAAUGCGGAAUGGUAUCGAGAAUAGCACGCGCGUUACUGGCCGCGAUUACUUUUAAUUUUCAACCUUUCUUAUUCUAAUUCAACCCUCAACUUCAACUUCUCGUCGACCUGUUAUACUCGCAUUUCUAUCCCAUUCGCUUGAUAGGAUUGUGAUUUAAUAUGGAUUUGACGAAACGGGAAAACGGAGAAAGUUCGACAGAUCGAUUCCUCGAUUUGAUCGCCGAUCCAUUCCAGGCUCAGGUUCAACAGAACUCCAUCUACGCAGCCGUUAUAUACUCAUUCGUUGUAUCCGGAUUGCUCGUCGUCGUCUUCUGUUUCCUCCGACCACGAAAUUCCCGAAUCUAUGCCCCGCGAGCGAAACAUGCAGACGAAAAGCAUCGACCGAUACCGUUGGGCAAGAAGCCAUUCAGUUGGCUGACUGCAGUCAAGGAUGUCAAGGAAUCAGAUCUCGUGGAAACAGUCGGGCUCGACGCGGUUGUGUUCCUCCGAUUCAUGCGGAUGUUAAGGAACAUCUUCCUGGUGUUGACCAUUAUUGGCUGUGGCAUUCUGAUACCGACCAACGUGGUUGGAGGAUCACCCUUUUACAAGCAGUGGAGCAGCGUCCCGACGCUGAUGAAGUUUACGCCACAGUACAUCUUUGGUACCAAAUUCUGGGCUUUCGUUAUCGUUGCAUAUCUGUUCCAGUUCACAGUGUGCUUCUUCCUGUGGUGGAAUUAUCGGGCUGUCUUGAAGCUGAGGCGGACGUACUUCAAUACUCAAGAGUACAAAGCCAGUCUGCAUUCGAGGACAUUGCUGCUUACACAUAUCCCAAAUGCAUCGCGGACGGAUGCUGGAUUGGUUGAGCUCGUUGAGAAAGCGAAACCAACCCAUGACAUGCCCCGGGCGGCGAUUGGCCGCAAUGUCAAGGAUCUCCCCAAGCUGAUUAAAACCCACGACGAAGCAGUUCGAGAACUUGAGAAGCACUUGGCUGAAUACCUUCGCAAUCCCAACCAAUUACCAGCCAAGCGACCAACUUGCAAAGCGGCGAAGGAGGAUGGGAAACACAAGGUCGACGCCAUUGACUACCUCACAGACCGGGUCGCACAGCUAGAAACGACGAUCAAAGAGGUGCGAGAGAGCGUCGACAUGCGCAAUCCCAUGUCGUAUGGAUUCGUUAGCUAUGCACAUAUUGAGGACGCUCAUGCAGUCGCACAUGCAUCAAGGAAGAAAGGACCUGGGUGCAAUGUCCAUCUUGCGCCGAAACCACACGACUUGCUUUGGCAGAACCUUCCCAUGACGCGCAGGACAAGGCGCAUACGAGCAUUCUGGGACGGUCUUUGGAUCGUAUUAUUCACCGUUGCCUUCGUCAUACCCAAUUUGUUGACCUCGGUAUUCUUAUCAGACUUCUCUCAUCUCGGCCUCGUUUGGCCAAAAUUCAACACAAACCUUCAGGCUCACCCGACGGGCUGGGCCGUCGCGCAGGGUAUUCUGGCACCUCUAGUCCAAACCCUGAUGUAUAUGGGAGUCCCGAUAGUUUUUCGCCGGUUGUUCACGCACUCGGGUGAUAUAUCAAGAACGUCCAGAGAGAGGCAUGUUACUUCACGCCUCUACGCCUUUUUCGUCUUCAACAAUCUGCUGGUAUUCUCAGUCUUCGGAUCUGCCUGGCGCUUUGUGGCUGCAGUCAUUGCCGCUCACGACCAAGGAGUUUGGCAUGCGAUCCAGGACGGCCACCUUUUCACCAAGGUUAUGACCGGUCUAUGCAACGUCUCCACUUUCUGGCUUACCUGGCAAAUGCAGAGAAAUCUUGGUGCAGCAAUUGACCUAUCGCAAGCAUGGAUAUUCCUUUGGACCUGGAUCCAACGCACAUUCUACUCGCCUACACCGCGCGAACUGAUUGAGCUCAGUGCACCACAACCGUUUCCAUAUGCGGAUUAUUAUAACAACUACCUCUUCGUUGCCACUGUUGGCAUGUGCAUGGGUGCUCUGCAGCCCAUCAUUCUACCAGUUACCGCUUUCUAUCUCGCCAUAGAUUGCGUCUUCAAGAAGUACCUUCUACAAUACGUGUUCAUCACGAAGACUGAAUCGGGAGGUAGAUUCUGGCGUCUGCUGGUCAACCGCAUGCUCUUCUCGGUCAUGUUUGCAAACGCGGUUAUCGCGCUUGUAGUUGGUGCCCAAGGCGUAGGUUCGAUCAACUCUGUGCAGAACGGUAACAUGCUGUACGCCAUGGCUCCACUGCCCUUCCUGCUGUUUGGCUUCAAGUGGUACUGCAAGCGCGCAUUCGAUGAUAAGCUCUUGUAUUACUCCACAAUCCCGUAUUCCGACCUCGAAGGUUCGCAUUCUGUUGACCACCCGAAAGAGAGGAAGAGCAACCGAGUCGGUGUUAGAUAUGGACAUCCAGCUUUGUUCAAGAAGCUGCUCACUCCCAUGGUGCACGCAAAAUCUCAGCAUCUUCUGAAGGAGAUUUACGGCCACCGCUCGAACACGGACCGGAACAUUUUCGAGGCACCGCACCGCCGCUCCACCGAUCGUGCCAGGCCAGCUACACUGAGCUAUGGCGAUAUGUACUUGACAGACAUGAGCCAUGAUCAGCCUGGCAAGCAAACCCAGGGAGGCGAUAUCCCGAACAUUGAACUUGUCGCAGAGUCGGAUCUUGAUUUCGAAAACUUCAAGAAGCGCGCUGAAUUCCGCGAGCAAUUUGGUGGCGAUGGCGAGCUCUAUGGCAGACCUGACGAUUUCAGCUCACGCCCAGGUACACCCUCGACCUUCACGACCUUGACAGACAUGAACAGCCCAUACAGACACAGAGAUUCAGCGGGAUCACGUGUAUCGAGCAGGACUCGGUUAGGAGACAUGGAAGAGCCAGAGCAGGGAACAUCAUACCCUCAGGGCUACCAGAGGACUCCACGCGCCGAUGACGGCUUCCAACCUAUGGGUGCUGCUGUUAGCAAUGAGGGUCUACAAACAACAAGCAGUAGACAGCCGCUUGUCAGUGGGGACAACCGAGACGAAGAUACGAGUUAUGAACAAUUUAGAUAUAGAGGGUGACCCGGUAUAUAAUUAGUACUGUAGGAGAAAGUCCAACGUUUCAUGAGCAGCUUUGCUGUCUCUUCAAUCAGGCUUCUGUGUUGUUGCCUACCAAUGUCAAACUCCAGUUCCAAGUUGCACCGUUACACUAGUCUUUGAAUAGGGAUGGUUGGUGCUGGGCGACUCGUAUGCCCAUGGGGAGCUCUUGGCGGCUUAUGUGGAGGUGGAGUGCGGUUUUUGAAACUACGGGGGAAACCGCGAUGAUCUUGCCCUGGCCCAACGGCCGCUUGCUUCCAACAUGCCUAAAC
Messenger RNA from Cucurbitaria berberidis CBS 394.84, 3403 nucleotides. RefSeq names its product DUF221-domain-containing protein. The record is from RefSeq and is a predicted model, not a curated record. The coding region runs from base 252 to 3116 and encodes 954 amino acids. Lineage: Eukaryota; Fungi; Ascomycota; Dothideomycetes; Pleosporales; Cucurbitariaceae. The transcript has 3 exons. Gene Ontology annotation, molecular function: calcium-activated cation channel activity. Gene Ontology annotation, cellular component: plasma membrane.